Oryza brachyantha (malo sina) is the source of this 2467-nucleotide messenger RNA. RefSeq lists its product as uncharacterized. Lineage: Eukaryota; Viridiplantae; Streptophyta; Magnoliopsida; Poales; Poaceae. The coding region runs from base 34 to 2004 and encodes 656 amino acids. The transcript has 11 exons. The record is from RefSeq and is a predicted model, not a curated record.
AUUGGUUUCAGAAAGUGUUCUUGAAGAACAGAGAUGGAGAUACUGGAGAAGAAAGGGCGUAAGUCCUUACCCAAAGCAAUGAAGCCCUCCAAUACCACAGUAAAGCACAAUCGUUCUAAGAGUGAUUUGGAGGAUAAGAACGCUAAAGAUUCGUUGAGUUCUUCACUGAAAGCAUGUAAUCAACCGAAGUUGCCUGGUAGAAACUCAAACCCUCAUCUGAAGAAUGAAACCAAGAAGGGAAUUCAGCCAUCAAUGAGUGAGGCACAAAACUCCUUGAGAAAAGAGAUUCUGCAGCUGGAGAGGCACCUCAAGGAUCAGGAGGUGGUGCGCGGCGCACUGGAGAAAGCACUGGGGCCGCCUGAUCAUCCUGCUCCCGUCACUAUCUCGCACGAGAGCCCAUUGCUAAAGCCUGCAAAUGAGCUGAUAAGGGAGGUUGCCACAUUGGAGCUGGAGAUCAAGCACCUGGAGCAGUACCUGUUGACACUGUACAGGAAAGCAUUUGAUCAGCAGCAGCAAGCACCGACAUUGCCGUCUUCAGAUGCUCACCGGGAGGCGCCGAAGCUGUCGGUGAGCUCGCGGUGCUCGCUACUGGAGGAGACGCCCAAGGCGAAGGCGGCAACGGUCAGGAGAGUCGGCGGCGCCAGCGACGCGGUGCUCCAUUACAGCUGCCCGCCGCCGCUCAGCAAGAGGUGGAAUGGCGGCGGCACGGUGGCCGUCGACGACUGCUCGCCGUCGACGUGCCCGAGGAAGACGGUGGAUUCCGACCAUGGACUCCGCAGCCAGUCCGCGCUGUCGUUCCGGGGAGUGUGUUCGUCCAGGAUCUCGCCGUCCGAGGAGAGCCUCGCGAGGGCUCUCCGCUCGUGCCACUCUCAACCUUUCUCAUUCUUGGAGGAAGGAGAGGCAGCACCAUCAGGAGUGGUAAGCUUAGCUGACUACCUGGGGACAAAUGUAGCUGAUCACAUCCCUGAAACUCCAAACAACCUCUCUGAGGAGAUGGUCAGGUGCAUGGCAGGGGUGUACUGCAAGCUUGCUGAUCCUCCUCUUGAGCACCACCGCGCCUCGUCGUCGCCGACAUCGUCAUUCUCCUCAACCAGUGUGGUUUCCCCACAGUAUCUCGGGGACAUGUGGAGUCCCAACUGCAGGAAAGAAGCAACAUUGGACUCCCGGUUGAUCAACCCAUUUCGCGUCGAGGGGCAGAAAGAGUUCAGUGGACCGUACAACACCAUGGUUGAGGUUCCUUCGAUUUCCCGUGAUCGUCGAAGGCUAAGAGAAGUGGAGGAUUUGCUCCAAACUUACAAGUUAAUUCUGUAUCGGUUGGAGACCAUAGAUCUGAGAAGAAUGACAAACGAUGAAAAGCUUGCCUUCUGGAUCAACAUACACAAUGCAUUGCUGAUGCAUGCAUAUCUCAAGUAUGGCAUCCCACAGAACCACCUCAAGAAGACAUCACUUCUUGUCAAGGCUGAAUGCAAGAUUGCCGGGCGCACCAUCAAUGCAGCAGUCAUCCAGGGGCUGGUUCUUGGAUGCAGCACUCACUGUCCAGGACAGUGGCUGAGGACUUUGCUUCACCCAAGGAUCAAAAGCAAAGCGAGCAAAGCAGGAGGAGGAGAAUGGCAAGCCUUUGCCAUCCAUCAAUCGGAGCCCCUUUUGCGCUUUGCGCUUUGUUCAGGAAGCCAUUCUGAUCCCGCGGUGAGGGUGUUCAGCCCGAAGCGGCUGUCGCAGCAGCUGGAGGCGGCGAGGGAGGAGUACAUCCGCGCGACGGUCGGCGUCCGGAAGGAGCAGCGCGUGGUGCUGCCCAAGCUGCUGGAGUCGUACGCCAGGGACGCCAGGCUCUCGCCGGAGCGGCUCGUCGACGCCGUGCAGCGGUGCCUCCCGGAGAGCCUGAGGGCGGCGGUGCAGCGGUGCCGGCAGGGCAGGUCGGCGAGCAAGGCCGUCGAGUGGGCGCCGUACCGGCAGAGCUUCCGGUACCUGCUCGCCAGGGACCUCGCCUUCCCCCACCUCACCUGAUCCAUCGAUCUUGCCAUCUCUCACCGCAUCAUCCACCAUGAAUGGCAAGCUGACUGAGUGAGAUUAGGAGAAGAUGAUCAAUUCCAUGUGUUGAUAGAUUUGGUUCUAGGAUCGUUACACAUAAUUAUCUAGGAUUGCGUUUGUGUCAGUGGUAGCGUGAGUAAGAAAUCAAGCUGUGCAGUGUGUGAUCUGUGCGCUGUAAAGAUUAUUUUUUUGAUGUAGAUAGAGAGAAGAAAAUAGAGGAAAGGAUGAGACGAAGUUUCAGUUCAGUUCGGUCUUUUAAUCUGAAAGUGAGGGAAACAUAUUGCCAGUUGAGUUCCUGGGUGAGAAUUCGUAUUUGGAAAAUGCAAAACAAAGUCGCCUCUUUCUUUAUCUCCUUUUACUCGGGAUCAUGCCAGGGUCGUCGUCACGUCACGACACGUUUUUUUUUUUUGUCAAUAAGCGUGCAGAGACGAAUAUAGAA